CGAAGUUUUGGGCAUGGUGGCAUCAUUCGCUCGAAUCGUCGGGGGAAGAACAAGAAGUAGCACGCACCGAUGGAGGACGAAUUGUGGUUUUAUCCUGCUAAAAAAAAGUAACGAUUUCUAGGAAAGUGAAAACUGUUUGAAAUGGCAGAUGCUUCAUUAGACUUGGAAUGUACUGAUGUUACUGAAGGGAACUACUCUGAGGAAAGAGCACAAAAAGUCGCUACCAGCAGAGACGCUGUUGUGAACGGCAUAAAUGUAUCUAAUCCUCAAACCCCUGAAUUUGAUGCUGUUACUGUCUUCACAGAUACCUCCUUAGCUCACGAUCUCCUAUUAGUCUUGCAUGAGCACAGGAAACUUGAACAGCUGACAGAUGUCACUUUGAAUUCUGGAGAUCUAAAUAUUUCAUGCCACAGGAGUGUCUUGGCUGCAAGUAGUACCUUCUUUCGAGCAAUGUUUCUUGAUGAUUUACGGGAAAGUCAUGAGAAGGUUAUCCAUCUCCAUGAUGUUAAACCAGACAUGUUGGAGAAGAUCAUAGAUUACUUAUAUUUGGGCUGUAUAGAGAUAAGAUUGUCAUUUGCAGGUGACUUAUUAGCAACUGCAUGUUUUUUGCAGUACCCAAAACUUGUAGCAGAAUGUGAAAGCUUCCUUAAGUUGCAUCUAAACCCUUCAAACUGUCUUGGAAUUCAUGAGCUUGCAGAUUUGUACAACCGGCAACACCUCAUGGAAGAUUCAUGGGAUUAUAUUUUAGCAAACUUCAUGAAUGUUUCGCUUUCAAAAGAUUUCCUUUCAAUUAAGAAAGAGAAAUUAAUUCACUUGAUAUCUGAUAAAAGACUUCGUGUUAACAGAGAAGAAAUUGUUUUAAAUGCUUGUUUAAAAUGGGUUGAUUUUGAACCAUGCAGAACCAAAGAUUUUAUAUCAGUUUUGAAGUGUGUGAAAUUAGCAUUUGUUGAUACAGCAAUUUUAAAUGAUGUUUUAAUGUCCAGUGUCCUGUUCAUUAAUGUAGAAGAAUGCAGAGACUUGAUCAAGGAUUCCUUGAAUCUCCAGGAGAUGAUGGUCAAAGAAAAGCAGAUAAGGCAACCAAGGUCUUCAAUGCUUCAAGAUGUAACUGUUGUCGUUGGUGGUAUGACAUCUGAUAGAAAGUGGCAGAAAGAAGUUAUCUUUUAUCAUGAAGAAUGCUGGUAUUUUCUGACCAAACUUCCAUUUGAUCACACUGACUACACUGUCACAUCUAUUAAGGAGGACAUGUAUAUCAUUGGUGGUUUCUGUGAGGACCAUGUAUGCAACUAUGUGUGGAGGUAUUCAUUUGCCAACAACAAAUGGAAACAGAUUUGCGGCUUGCAAAAUGCUCGUUGUAAUCAUGCCUCCGUUAGUCUUAAUGGCAAGAUUUACGUGGUAGCCGGUGAAGACGAUGCCAACUCAUUAACAAACAUUGAACUCUACGAUCCAGGAUUUGAAUCUUGGUCAGUCAUUGGGGACAUCAAUCCAAUAAAUAGUAACUUAAGUUUAGCUGCCAUGCAGAACAAGCUGUAUAUUGUAGGACCCCUUACUUUCACACGAGUUUGUUCUCUUCAGGUGUUUGAUCUUGAAACAUUGGAAUGUACUGUGAUACUAACAUCUGGUAUGACAAGGUCUAUGUUUCCUGUGGUUACUCUGCAACACAAUCUGUUUCUUCUUGGCAAUUGCAAGAUGAAAGAGGUGAUGAUCUUGGAUCCUGAUACGAUGCAGAUGGUUGCGUCAGAACCGAUGAGGUACAAACGCAAUUGCCCAACUGCAACAAUAGUUAAUGGAAAGAUAGUUGUCACAGGUGGAGAGCUUCAGCAGCAUGUCAACAAAGUUGAAUCAUUUGACCCUUUACUUAAUAAGUGGGUAGGUGAGACACCAAUGCCCACAGGACUGUGUUUCCAUGGUUGUGUUGCAGGUUUAAAGUACAUUGGCCCUCCUUUCUCUUGGAUAAAAUUGAGCACACAAUUAUAACAUUACUUUUUAGGAUUUUAUGAAAAAUAUCAGUUAUGAAAUAACUUUAUUUACUGUAGCUUCAAGGAUAAUAUAAGUUCAUUGACAAACUUUUAUGAACUUGUGUAUGAAGUAUGUUAUUUUUGUUGGUGUUAAAUUAAGAAACUUGAGUGUCAAAGUUUGCAUUAACACAAACAAUAUCUACAAUAAUAAUAUAAUUUAUUUCUGCGAAGCCAUGGAGGAACAAGGUUCCUAUACAAAAUUUGACAAUUCCAAACAUCAAAGAAAAACAAAUGAAAUAGCAAUUAAUCACACACCGGGUAGAAUUUCCGCAAUCGUAAACUUUGUACAAUGGUUGAUUUAACUAUGUUUAUAGUAUUAUCUAGUUAUUAUUAUUAUUUUUUAUGAUUUUUUUAAUUAAUUUUUUUUAAAAAGGAACUAAGGUUGGCAAAGGAUAAACAGCAGUACCAAAAGUGAAAAUAAUAUAAGGAAUGAAAUUAAAAGAUAAAUUACAAUGCUAUUAGGCAAUAGUAAUAAAUAUGCUAUGUAUAACUUAAUCUAACAUAAAUAGUGGGGGGGGGGUUUAGAGGUGGGCGUGGCCGAGCGUCUCUCUAAAGGCUUCAAAAGUGGUCCAGGGGGCAAAGCCCCAAAAUUUUAACAAUUUAGGACUUUCAAAUGCUUAUUUAAUCAAUUUUAGUGUCUACUAAUAUGUAGAUAAUAAAUAUAAAUAUUUUAGUCAAAGUAAUGAAGAGCAUGACUACUUAAUAGUACUUCGAAAAACAAAACUCCAACUAAAUACAGUAUACAAACCCUGCAUUUUACCAGUAGGCCUAGUAAUAAAACAGUUGUUUGACACUAAUAUGAGGUUUUAGUUGCAUGCAAAGUAAAGGACCACAACAAUAAUAUCAGAAUAAAUGAGGUUUUAUAAAAAAAUAUUACAGUACUUUACUUUGAAAUGCAAAGAUAGAAGGAUUAACGUGGAUUUAUAAAGUUAUAAGGAAUAUUCAAGAUUCAAGCCCAGCCCAGGUCACUUUUUUUUUUAUUGUGUGCCAUUUUGUUUGCUUUAACACAACUCAUAUUCAAAAGUCAUAUUCAAAGUGAAUAGGGUUUUGUGUGUAGGCUGUUUCUAUCAGAUUAGCCAGUUUGUGGGACUGUGGGAAAAUGACAAAAAAAAAAUCAUUAAACAAAAUAAUUUUGAAUUAUCUUGUGCAUUUUGCAGUAACAUACACAUUGACUUGAGAAUAUAAAUUAUUGAAAAUUCUAAAAAAAAUAAAGGUAUGUUGAAUUGAAAAAAUAUAAAUUUAAAAAUGAUAGAACACUUUCUGGGACUGGAAGUGGUUCCAUCAUUUUUUGUCGUAAAAUUGUUCAAUUUGAUAAUUUUUAUAUAUAUUUCCUUUCUGUUUUUCGGAGAGACUUUACAUUACAGUAUCGAUGCUCAAAAUCACUUUGAAGUGGUCCCGGGGCCGAAGCUCCGGAAACGAACAAUAUAAGGGGCUUCAAAAGCUUAUUAGAUGUAUCAUUUUGCAGUAACAUACAAAUCAGGAACUUAGCGUAGAAAUUAUUGAGUUGAAAAAAAUGUGUACCCAGAUUUUCAUACUGGAGUUAUAAAAAAAGUUUCCUAUCUUUUUCGCUAUAAAAUUAUAGGGAAACAUUUAAAAAAUACUGUUACAGUACAAUAAUUUGUAUGUUCCUUUAAAAUGAGCAAGUUAAUUUCAAGAAUAAUUUUUUAUAUUUUUUUCUACUAAUAUGUAAAAAAUCCAUUUUUUUUUCUCUCCAAAAAUUUGUAUUCUCCCAGGCGCCCUGCUGGUGCCCCCUUUCAUAUCAGUACAAUACAAAUUAAAUACAACUCAAAAGACUUAAAAUGGUACUUUUAUUGUAUAGCAGUACUGUAUCAUGCAGUGAACCAUAAAUGAUUCUCCCACCAAAAUUCUUAGAACUGAUGUUUAAUAAAGACAUCUACAAAUAUGUGUGUAGACUAGAAAAAUUAAAUGUCCUUCAAUAAAAACAUUAAUACUGUUUUAAACAUUUUCUGAAUAAGCUCUUCUUCAAAUCUGAUUAUUGUACAGUAUCUUUCCAUCAUGUUGUGGUCUCCAUGUACAACCUAUGAAUGUGUUUGGCUUAAUAACAUCCAGAUACUGUAUAUUCUUUAUAGAUAUGAAAGCCAAUGCAAUUGCUGAAUUCAUCAAUUUAAAUGCAACCCCCUCCCAAUACAUCAGUGGUCAUCUUCACCAUUUUUAUGAAAGUAAAAUACAUACUCUUUUCUCUGACCCCUCCCUCCACCAAAAGAGUAAAAUAAUGAUUGUUGUUAUUUCAAGAUCAUCAUUUUUCGAAUUUUCAUGAGAAAAAAAAAGAAAAAAAAUAUGAUCCCUUAAACUUGAAACGAACUAUGAAAUUUCAAAUUGUGACAUUUUGAACUGUUUAAACUAAAUAAAAUAUAGUAAACGUAUAUGGAACUUUUACAGUAAUCAAAUUUCAAACUGAAAAAGAAAAUAAAAACUAUCCAAUGAUUGGAAAAAAAUCUUUGGAAACAGAGUACAAGCUUUUUAUUUGCUUGCAUGACGACGCUUCGCUCAUGUGUGACUGACCCAGGGGCGGAUCCAGAGAUGUCCAAAAGUGGGGCCGAUCGAGAUAACACUACUCUAGGGGAUCCUGGGGCAUGCCCCCGCGAAAUUCUUGUAUUCUAGAUGCCCGAAAAUAAUCUCUGAAUCGUUUUCGGAGAUCAAGAUUUUCUUUUUCUGACCUUCCCAAAGGGGGGGGGGGUAAAUCCACCCCUGCUAACCUAUGUUCUCUGCACAACGUAAAUUGCAUCCUAGAAUUCAUGCGACAAGAAAUUAAUGUUCUCGAAUGCACAGAUGACUUUUAGUGAGGUCAUUACAUCGAAAGUUCCCAACUAUUGAUGAACAUGCCACGACCAAUCUCAGGACACGGAUCAAAAUAAGGCUAUUUACUAUGUCCAACCAAAAAUAUGGAUCAAAUUGAGACUAUGUGCUUCAGCCGAUUACAAGGUAUACCAUCAAAUAAGGCUGUGUGUACUACAGCCAAACACAAACAAGCAUCCAUAAUAGAAGCAAUUAUAAAAUGAUGGAUUAUAAAACAGUGAUUUUAAAAAGGUUUGCAGCUAUAAAUGAAAACAUAAAAAAAUUAAGAUUAUGAGAAUCUAAAAAACAAGAUUACAAAUUUUUAACAGUUGAAAUACAAUCUUAUUACUAUUGGCAUAUUAAUAGUUAAUAUGCUAAUUGGAAGACAAUAUAAUUAUUUUUAUACUACAGAUACAUUGUGACAACAAAUAUCAUGUGUAGAUUAUAAAUAUACAAAACUGAUUUCAGUUGCUUCAAAUUCAAGUAAUUAUGUUUUGAUCCAGAUACAUGAUUGUUUUUGACUUUUAAAUCAUGCUUU
Messenger RNA from Anneissia japonica, 5349 nucleotides. RefSeq names its product kelch-like protein 8. Bases 142 to 1974 code for a protein of 610 amino acids. The transcript has 2 exons. The record is from RefSeq and is a predicted model, not a curated record. Gene Ontology annotation, molecular function: protein binding. NCBI's taxonomy places the organism in Eukaryota, Metazoa, Echinodermata, Crinoidea, Comatulida, Comatulidae.